Molecule: messenger RNA, 1049 nt
Organism: Fimicolochytrium jonesii
Lineage: Eukaryota; Fungi; Chytridiomycota; Chytridiomycetes; Spizellomycetales; Powellomycetaceae
Exons: 2
Coding region: 285-896 (203 amino acids)
Source: RefSeq, a predicted model, not a curated record
UCCGAUUCCUCUCCUGUCUUCGUAUCGGGGGCCGUCGGUGCCUCUUCUGGAUUUGGGUUCUGGGCAGCUGCAAGAACUGGUCAGUUUGGGGAUGACAUAUUCGCGUAGUUGCAUAUGGUGUCACGGCAUACCCAUUGUUGACAAUGUGCUGGAUUGUUUUGAAAGUGAGAGGGUAGCUGGUAAACUUUGCUGGUGCGUAUGUGCGGCGUUACUAUCUGUACUUUGAUGGAGGUAGGUAUUAUAAACCUACUGUACUGUACGUAUGGUACUGUACGUAGGUGCGUAUGCAGAACGGGGCUUGGGGCUCGCUCGUCUCGCUCGUCACCAUUCCAACAUUCCACUCAGCAUUCCACCCUUCCCCGCACGGCACGGAAUUGCAUUUCUGGACUUUCUGGACGAUUAGGGAUCCGAUCUCUCGCAUAGCACUAUGCUUAAAUGCUCAGCUUCGCCCUCUCUCUCCGCGGCGAUGGCACCCUCCAAUAUCCAAGCCCUGCCCAGAAGGGGGUUACGUGAUAGUCGCCAAUCGCCGCACAAAACCUGCCACUCUUGCCAAAAAGUACCCAGGCUGCACUAUCGUUGACGUGACAUCCAAAGGUCCGCCGCCGUGGCAAAAGUUUUCGCCCUUAUUCCCGCACGGGAAUAUUCCGGUCCCGCCGCGUCCGGGGCAGACGGGGACGAGUGUGGAAGGGAUCUGCUGUGAAGGUCUUCGAAGACGAAGGCACGGACGCCAGCCGGCUCACAAGACCGACAUGAAGGGAAUGAAGCGGGAAAAGUCUAGCAAGAGCGGACGGGUCCUCGGACACGCCGAGAAAGUCUCUCCCACCGCCAGCCGACCACGGCUGGGAUAUCUGGAAGCUCGACAGCGGAUAUAUCUUCCUGCGUAUUAUAACGCUUGACGAAGGACGUGCACGAGCUGAAACGAAUCAAGCAAGCGGGACUUGUCCUGCUCGAUUAUAAUACAAAUGAGGAUAUCAAUGAUUUAGCGAAGCCGUUGAACCAUGCGGGACUGGUAUGCCGCUGUAUUUUGAGAGUGAGUUGUUUGAUUAGCC